Molecule: messenger RNA, 1341 nt
Organism: Mesorhabditis belari
Lineage: Eukaryota; Metazoa; Nematoda; Chromadorea; Rhabditida; Rhabditidae
Source: the annotation of a GenBank genome assembly
AUGCGAGAACGGCUCGACGGACGAGAAGAAAAACUUUUGAGAGAAGCUGAGAGAUUACGUAAACUCGCGAUCUCUGGCGUCGCCUUUUCAGUAAUCGCUGCAUUUGUCUGUAUUCUCACCGUGCCAAUUGUCUAUAAUUAUGUUCAAAAUUUACACACACUUCUUCAGAAUGAGCUCGACUUUUGCAAGGCUAGAUCCUCAUCAUUAUGGCAACAAGUGGGCAAAACGCAACGAGCGCACGGUCAACAACUUCGCCAAAAGAGAGACUAUUGGGGCUACUCCGUUCACGCACACGCUGACGCGUCAACGCUGAGGAAUACGAGAGGAUCACAAAGGGAUUACGAGAGAGAAGAUGAGACAUAUUAUGCAGCAGCAAGUGGCAUAAAGUAUAGCACUGAUGAAAGAGAUAACGGUCCACCCACUCAACGAACCACAACAACCACAAGGCCGACUACGAGAUCUACUUAUCAAAGACCCACUACAACAAGGAGUCGACCUGCACCAAUCACUUAUCCAGUUGAAGAGGAUGAAGCUGUGGAAACAAGAGUUCCGGCUAGUGACUAUCGAAAGGAAUUCAACGAAGAAACUAGUAGAGAUACAAGGGCAGAAGAAUCUUAUCCAGAAGAGGGUAAGGAUGCUUAUCCAAUGAGUCCACCAAUUGGAGAUAUCAUUGAAAUACCAGGAAUCGAGAAAUUACAUUAUCAGUUACAACAGAAAGCUAAGAUGGGAGCUCCCGGAGCAACUGGUGCUCCAGGAUGUGGUUGUGGAGUUGGAGCUCCCGGAGCAACUGGUGCUCCAGGUAGAGAUGGAAAAGAUGGACAAGAUGGAGCUCCUGGCGAAGAUGGAAACCAUGGAAGUGAUUCUCCUGAUGAUCAAACAUUGCAAGGCUACGAUUACUGUUUCACGUGUUCCGAUGGACCUCCCGGACCACCUGGACCCGCUGGAUUAAAGGGAGAGUCUGGUUUCCCUGGAGAACCUGGAGCUGAUGGAGAUAUUGGAGAAGGAGGAGCUGAUGGACCACCUGGUCCACAAGGACCUAGAGGAAAGCCUGGACCACGUGGUCUUCCCGGAAUGCCUGGACCUAUUGGACAAGUGAUCGAGAGAGAAGGACCACCUGGAGAACCUGGACAGCCAGGACCCCCAGGCUCUGCAGGACCAGUUGGACCAGAAGGAUUGCCCGGUAUUCCCGGUAUUCCUGGACCAGGAGGAGAACCAGGAGACCCGGGAAAAGAUGGAACACCAGGAAAGGCCGGCAAACCCGGAAAGUCCGGUCCACGUGGUCUUCGUGGAGAGACAGGAACGUGUACUCACUGUUCUCCACCAAGGACAGCACCUGGAUAU